AUGUCCUCGUCCAAUCAUCCCGUCACUGGGCUACCUGAGCGUAUCCAUGACCGACAUCACCGCGCCACCGGACCAGGCAUCAGAUUCCAGCAACCCGGCUUGUCAGGGUUGGCGGAUUCGUCGUCUGAAUGCCCAGAUCCACCCGUCCUCUCUUGUUCUUCAGCGGCGGACUCCACUGACUCCUGUUGCGUCGUCAAACCCGGAGGCGUUUUGGUCCACACGCAGUUUUGGGACUUGGACGAAGGUCUCAGCGACAGCUGGGGAAUACACGGCCUAUGGCCGGACGAAUGCAACGGCGCGACCUACGAGAAUUGCGACUCUUCCAGAGCAUACAGCGGUUCACAGAUCGUUGAAGCAUUGUCCAACGCCGGGCUGCAGUCAACAUUGGAUUUCAUGGAUACUUACUGGGUGUCCAAUGACGAGUCCCCGGAGAAUUUCUGGGCUCAUGAGUGGUCGACACAUGGAACAUGCGUGUCUACCCUUGAGCCGUCGUGCUUCAACAAUUAUCAAACGGCUCAGGAGACUACCCUAUACUUCAGCACGAUAGUAUCGCUGUUCCAGCAGUUGAACACGUUCGACGCCUUGCAGCACGCAGGAGUUACGCCAUCCGACUCGAAAACCUACAUGUACGCAGAGUUGACCACCGCCGUCAAGUCUGCCACCGGAUACACCGUCGACUUCGUAUGCACAGGCUCCGGUAAAACGAUCUCGCAAAUCCAGUACUACUUGCUGGCCGAGGGACCAUUGCAACACGGCUCAUUCGUGGAAAGCAACCCCACCCGGCGGGGCACUUGCGACAGCUCUGGGCUCCGAUACCCGGUGAAGACGACUGGUGGAAACGGCGAUGAAGAUAAUACCGAGAGCCACGUCCCUCACGGUCGGAGAAGGCAACGGCAUGGCAGCUGGAGGGACAGAAGGCACCACUAG
This is a messenger RNA of Punctularia strigosozonata HHB-11173 SS5, 927 nucleotides long. RefSeq names its product ribonuclease T2. Gene Ontology annotation, cellular component: extracellular region. The record is from RefSeq and is a predicted model, not a curated record. Lineage: Eukaryota; Fungi; Basidiomycota; Agaricomycetes; Corticiales; Punctulariaceae. The coding region runs from base 1 to 927 and encodes 308 amino acids. The transcript is spliced from 5 exons. Gene Ontology annotation, biological process: RNA catabolic process. Gene Ontology annotation, molecular function: RNA binding; ribonuclease T2 activity.